Vanderwaltozyma polyspora DSM 70294 is the source of this 1320-nucleotide messenger RNA. It is a transcript of the gene NAP1, whose product is annotated as histone chaperone NAP1. Bases 1 to 1320 code for a protein of 439 amino acids. The transcript has a single exon. Gene Ontology annotation, cellular component: chromatin; nucleus. The record is from RefSeq and is a predicted model, not a curated record. Gene Ontology annotation, molecular function: histone binding; chromatin binding. Lineage: Eukaryota; Fungi; Ascomycota; Saccharomycetes; Saccharomycetales; Saccharomycetaceae. Gene Ontology annotation, biological process: nucleosome assembly.
AUGACUGAUCCUAUUAAAGUUAAUAAGCCAAAAUCUUCAAUGAAGAUAGAAAAUGCUCCUACUCCACAUAAUACCCCUGCAGGUAAUAUGGAAUUUUUUAAAAAUGGUAAUCCGAUGAAGGGCAAUAAAUCCAACAAUUCAAAUGCUGAUUCAAAUGAUGAUUCAAGUAACGAUUCUAAGCCUCAAACUAUCAACGAAGAAGAUAUCAAGACUGUUUUAUCUAACCAGCCAUUAUUAUUACAAUCUAUUCAAGAAAAAUUAGGAUCUUUAAUUGGUCAAGAUAGUGGAUACGUAGAAAACUUGCCAAAGGUUGUAAAGAAUAGAAUAUAUGCAUUAAAAUCAUUACAGACCGAUUUGUUCCAAAUUGAAAAAGACUUCCAGGUCGAAAUGUUCGAAUUGGAACAGAAAUACCUAACUAAGUAUGCUCCUGUUCAUUUACAUCGUAAACAAUUGAUUGUAGGUGAAAUCGAACCAACAGAAGAAGAAAUCAACAAGGGUAAAGAAUUAGAAGAUCUAGAAAGGGGUGAGGAUGAAGAAGCAGAGGAUGAAGAAGAAGAAGCUGAAGAAGAAGAAGAAGAAGACGAAGGUGAAUACGAAGGUGUUCCAUCAUUUUGGUUAACUGCAUUAGAGAACUUACCAGUUGUAUCGGAUACUAUAACUGACCGUGAUGCUGAAGUAUUGGAAUAUUUAACUGACGUCAAAUUAGAAUAUUGUACUAGCGGUAAACCUGGAUUCAAAUUAAUUUUUGAAUUUGAUGAUAAAGAGAAUCCAUUUUUCACUAACAAAGAGUUGGUCAAGACAUAUUACUAUCAAAGCGAGUUAGGAUAUUCCGGAGAUUUCAUUUACGACCAUGCGGAAGGUAAUGAAAUCAAAUGGGUUGAUAAUGAAUCCAAUGUCACUGUGUCGGUUGAGAUGAGAAAGCAAAGAAAUAAGUCUACCAAGCAAGUACGUACAAUUGAGAAGAUCACACCUAUUGAAUCCUUUUUCAAUUUUUUUGACCCUCCAAAGAUUGAUGAAACCCAUCAACACAGUGCAGAAUGUGAAGGUGGAGAAGAAGAGGAAGAAGAAGAAUAUGAAGAUUUGGAACAAAGGCUAGCAUUGGAUUACUCUAUUGGUGAACAGAUCAAAGAUAAAUUAAUUCCUAGAGCGGUUGAUUGGUUUACCGGAUCAGCAUUAGAAUUUGAAUACGAUAAUGGAGAAGAAGAAGAAUUUGAAGAUGAAGAGGAUUACGAUGAAGAUGAAGAGGAAGAGGGAGAGGAAGAAGAAGACGAUGAUUUUGCUGGUAAGAAGGAAGAAGCGCCAGAAUGUAAACAAUCAUAA